Molecule: messenger RNA, 963 nt
Organism: Sus scrofa (pig)
Lineage: Eukaryota; Metazoa; Chordata; Mammalia; Artiodactyla; Suidae
Product: olfactory receptor 5AN6-like
Biological process (GO): G protein-coupled receptor signaling pathway
Cellular component (GO): membrane
Molecular function (GO): G protein-coupled receptor activity; olfactory receptor activity
Source: RefSeq, a predicted model, not a curated record
AUGGCACCAAACAAGUCCAUGGAUGGGGAUAAAAAUCUAACUUUCGUGGCCACGUUUGUUUUCCUGGGACUCUCAGAUGAAAAAGAGCUGCAACUUAUCCUCUUUCCAAUCUUCCUAGGGAUCUAUCUUGUAACUCUAACCUGGAAUCUGGGUCUUAUCUGCCUCAUCAGAAUGGAUUCCCACCUCCACAUACCUAUGUACUUUUUUUUCAGUUUCUUGUCUUUUAUUGAUAUCUCUUACUCGUCUUCUGUCAGCCCAAGGAUGCUUUCAGAUUUCUUAAAGAUUGAAAAAACAAUCUCCUUCAUAGCCUGUGCCACCCAGUAUUUUGUUGGGUCCUGGAUGGGUCAGGCUGAGUGCUGCCUCUUGGCUGCCAUGGCCUAUGACAGAUAUGUUGCUAUUGGUAGCCCCCUGCACUACUCAGCCAUCAUGGCUCCUGGCCUCUGUGAGAACAUGAUUGCUGGGGCUUUUGGGAGUGGUUUCCUUGGUAGCUUAGUUCAAACGGUCCCUUGCUUUCACCUCUACUACUGUGGGCCAAAUGUGAUUCAUCAUUUCUUCUGUGACCUUCCUCAGAUUAUUUCCUUGUCUUGCUCCAAUCCCUUCACCAGCCAAAUGAUACUUUCUUUAGUAGCUAUUCUUUUUGGGUUGGGUUCUUUGCUUGUUAUCCUCUUAUCCUAUGGUUUCAUAGCAGUUUCCAUUCUGAAAAUAUCCUCCAUCAAAGGUAGUGCCAAGGCGUUCAAUACCUGUGCCUCCCACCUGGCAGUUGUGACACUCUUCUAUGGCACAGGUCUCUCCGUGUACCUGCUUCCUAGCUCUGGCCACCCCAAGAAGCAGGACAAGGUCCUGUCAGUGUUCUAUGUUGUCCUUAUUCCCAUGUUAAACCCUCUUAUAUAUAGUUUGAGGAACAAUGAGAUCAAAGAAGCCCUCAGGAGAAUGAUAAAGAGGGAAACACAUUUACCUCAGUAA